Messenger RNA from Cloeon dipterum, 2909 nucleotides. Its product is annotated as large neutral amino acids transporter small subunit 1. Bases 49 to 1539 code for a protein of 496 amino acids. The record is from RefSeq and is a predicted model, not a curated record. Gene Ontology annotation, biological process: amino acid transmembrane transport. Gene Ontology annotation, molecular function: L-amino acid transmembrane transporter activity. The transcript is spliced from 12 exons. Gene Ontology annotation, cellular component: membrane. Lineage: Eukaryota; Metazoa; Arthropoda; Insecta; Ephemeroptera; Baetidae.
UCUCAGUCGUCAGUCAGUCAGUAGCAGUGUGCUCUCCGCUGCACGAGCAUGUCGGCGGAGGUGUUGUCCCGAAAAUCCCUGUCCAACGCAGGCGAGGAAAAUGAGCAGCCUGCGGCGCCGGCGGCCGCGUCCAACGGCGGCGAAAUCCGGCUGGAGGCCAAGAUGACCCUGGUCAACGGCAUCACCGUCAUCGUCGGCAGUAUCAUCGGCUCAGGCAUCUUCGUGGCGCCGACGGGCGUGCUGAAGUACACGGGCAGCGUGAACGCGUCGCUGAUCGUUUGGGUUACGUCGGGCAUCUUCUCCAUGUUCGGCGCCUACUGCUACGCCGAACUGGGAUGCAUGAUUUCCAAGUCGGGCGCCGACUACGCGUACAUCAUGGAGACGUUCGGCCCGUUCCUCGCGUUCAUCCGGCUGUGGAUCGAGUGCAUGAUCGUGCGGCCGUGCUCUCAGGCCAUCGUGGCGCUCACCUUCAGCGUCUACGUGCUCAAACCCUUCUUCCCGGAGUGCCAACCACCUGACGAGUCGGUCCGCAUGCUCGCCGUCUGCUGCAUUUUGGUGCUGACGUUCAUAAACUGCUACGAGGUCAAAUGGGCCACCAUGGUGCAGGAUUACUUCACCUACGCCAAGCUUUUCGCACUCUUCUUGAUCAUCCUCACCGGCAUGUACCAACUGUACUUGGGACACACCGAACACUUCACCUUUGACGAUACGAAAUCCGACGUGACAGAAAUAGCGCUGUCAUUUUACUCGGGUCUUUUUGCUUACAAUGGAUGGAACUACCUGAAUUUCAUCAUCGAGGAGCUGAAGGACCCCGUGCGCAACCUUCCCAGGGCCAUCGCCAUCUCGUGCACGUUGGUCACCUUCGUCUACGUCAUGACCAACGUCGCCUUCUUCACCACCCUCUCACCGGUGGAGAUUCUCGGCUCUGAAGCCGUCGCUGUGACGUUCGCGAACCGACUUUACGGCUACAUGGCCUGGGUCAUUCCCAUGUUCGUCGCCAUGUCCACAUUUGGCGCCGUCAACGGAGUCCUCCUCACUUCAUCUCGCCUCUUUUACGCCGGCGCCUGCGAGGGCCAGAUGCCCGAGAUCCUGACCAUGAUCCAGAUCAAGAGGCUCACCCCUGCACCUGCUGUUCUGACGAUUGCUCUGCUCUCCCUGCUGUAUCUCUGCGUGUCGGACAUCUUUGCUUUGAUCAAUUAUGUUGGCUUCGCCACUUGGUUGAGCAUAGGAGUUGCCGUUCUUUGUCUGCCAGUGCUGCGCUACACUCAGCCAAAUCUGCCGCGGCCUCUCAAAGUGAACCUCUUCUUCCCCAUCUUCUACAUCGUUUGCAGUGUUUUUGUUACUGUCGUGCCCAUGAUUGCUAGUCCCGUAGAAACAGGUUAUGGUCUCUUAAUGAUUCUGACCAGCGUACCUGUGUACUUGGUAUUCAUCGCUUGGAAGAGCAAGCCGAAAUGUGUGAGAUCUCUCACCAAUGGAGCUACCAAGUGGUUACAAAAACUUAUGAUGGUUGUUCGUCCAAAGACAAGCAGCAGCAACUAGGCUGCUUCAGAAGCUGUUAUUUGUGGUGGGUCCGAACAAGGCGGCGCAGGUGUGAGAAGAAGACUCCGAGCUCGCGACAAAACCAACCCACCACGACGCAUCAAAACUGCCAUUUAUCACCAUAUUCACAUUCCCCCCACGAGUAUCGAAAAUUAGAUUUUGGCUUGCGUUUUUCUCCCGGCAGUUGAAUAGCAAUUUACUCUCAAUUGUUAUUUUAGCUGGACUAAAAAUUGUUUCUCUCCGACAUUCCACACACAAACACACACACAAAUUGGCAUUUAUUCAUACACACAUAUAUUUUUGAAUAUACUCUGCAACAAAGUUUGAUGCUCACUACGCCUAUUAUUAGGAUUAUUAGUAAAUGCAUCAAAAGACAAUAUAAUCGUUGUUGAAGCACUCGAGAUGAGAAAGGGUUUGAAAUGUAACUGUUAGGAAUUAGUUUAAUUCAUUCCUCUCACACGGGGACCACCGAAUAUAUACAAAACCAUCCAUCAGAUUGCAUUUCCCGGCAUAUUGAUUCACUGGAAACAAAAAUGUUGGUGUUUUUUGAGGCUAAACUUUAUCCAAACCUCAAUAUUAGUUGGUAUAAUAAAAAGUCACGGUUGCUAAUAAUGACACGCCAAACGGUUUGCGACAAUAAAAGCAAUGUUAGCUUGUAAAAAUAUUUGGAUAAAGCCUCCUCAAGAAAUUCUCAAGGGCAAAAUGUAUUGUUUAAUUCGACCACAUUUAACUAUAAAUAAAGCUUUGGCUGUAUUUUUGCGAAAUUGUUUCUAUGUGACAUUGCAUGACGAUUGAAUUACAAAAAUGCAAUACUCAUACGCAGUGCAAGGAUAUUUUUACAAGAAAAAAAAGAGUCUUCCUAGUUAGAUAUCUAAAUUACUCCCCAUUGCACAUUAUUUUAUUUUGCCGCACGCGUUUAUUGUCUUUUUAUCAAUUGUCCGCACUGCUUUUCGCGAUUGUUUUCGAGCCCCGGUGGCCAGAAGUAUUAAUUCGGCACUGACCUGUGCGAACGAUGUACUCAUUCCAUAUCACACGUGUAUAUUGUUGUUGUUGUUGAAUCACGCGCGUCUAUGAAAUAACAGAUUUGCUGCGCGCUGGCUAUACGCACUUAUCGAAAGGAAAAUAAAAGAAAUAAAUAAAACUACUCGUCGUAAGUGGCCUAAUGAAUAGGAAAAUAUCAGAAAGUCGGUUGGGAGCCGUGAAACACACACUGCGCAUUUUAUUUGCGAAAUUAAUUGCUUCGCAAAUAUGGUUGUUGACAAUAAAUUAACAAAUAUUGGUGUUUUGUUGGAAAAUUAAGUGUAAAAAUUAAAGCCUGCUGCUUCAAAAUCUGUGAAAAUAAAAAAAUAAAUAAAAGAUCGUGCAGAAUA